AUGCCAGCAAUGAACACCUCACGCAACCGCUCUACCCUUCACGUUGCUUCGACAACACCAUACAACCGUCUCAUCAACCCUUCGCACUCCCAAAAUCCAACCUCACAAUCUCCACUUCCGACAAACUUCGCGCAAUACCUUUCAAGACCCCACGGUCCACCACGCUCCCACCCGCAAUCACCAAAGCAUGAUUCUCGCAUCUCCCGUCUUAUCGCCGCGCCCGUUUCCCGGGCGAAUGACUGA
This is a messenger RNA of Parastagonospora nodorum SN15, 243 nucleotides long. RefSeq lists its product as hypothetical. The transcript is spliced from 2 exons. Lineage: Eukaryota; Fungi; Ascomycota; Dothideomycetes; Pleosporales; Phaeosphaeriaceae. The record is from RefSeq and is a predicted model, not a curated record. Bases 1 to 243 code for a protein of 80 amino acids.